CAGCAAGCUUUAGGAACUGUUUACUAGCUACGUAGUUACACAACGGUAGACUUGUAUUCUAGUCUGCAAGUAACACAGAACAUGGCUCAAAGAGGCCGUCCCAAGCGGUGGCAUUUCGCUGAACCUUAACGCAGCUAUCUACCCAGCAGCAAGGAGUUUCGCUUGUUGAAUGUACAAACUUUUGCUAUUCAACGACUUGCAUACGCCUUUAACAACUGAAAGACACAUUUCUAUUCCAACAAAGAUUCACACAGCAUGAAGUAUAUCCAGUCACCACUUCCGUAUCUAGUGUCGUUGCGCGCGCACUUUCGCUUUAUCGGCCCAGUUGCAGCCUUCGCUCGUCAUCAGCUUGGCGAAACUUCCAAGCGGUUCUGCCGAACGCAAAAGCCUGAGGCUGGUCGCAGUCAGCUACAUGCGCUUGCAAGGGCCUCAUAUAGUACCCGGCAGGAUAAAGCUGGACGCACAUCAGCAGUUGGGACGGACUGCUUGCCUCCUGGAGCGCGCCCUGGUGACCCUUGGCUACUGGAGCACGUACGGAUACUGCUGCAGUACACCCACUCCGUGCCGCCUGGUGCUCACGCAAGCAGUGCAGUGGCCAUAUCGUUGCUAGGUUGGUCGCAUCUGCCGGACCCGGACAAGAUCCUUUGGAGGCGUGUGAAGCGAAAGCUCGGCAUUGUGCGGAACCUGCUGUCGCACGGCAGGGACCCGCUGGAUGAUUCCCGCGGGCUGCGGCAGCCAGAUAGGUACCACUGGAGAAGAUGGCUCGCGCUGGUAUUUCAGCGCCUCCCUAACUGUGAGGGCACCAUGCCCGAGGUUGCAGCCCUCGUAGAGGCAGACCCCGAGAUUGCACCCCACCUGGACAAAGCCAAUCCCAAUCCGCGCUUCACCUCGAUGCCUCGCUGGCGCAGCAACAUGGCAAACAGGUUCUAUAGCUUACCUGAGAUCAUUAACACCGGCAAGAAACGCGAUGGCUGCUACGUGUACCGAUGGGACGAGGAGAUUGCCCGGCGGGUGCGGGAGGGCGAAGCUAGUGGGGAGGGUUUGACGGCCGGCGAUGGAGGGGCGCGGCAGCAAAAGUAGCAGAAGGAGCAGCAACGACAGCUGAGGAUGAGAAAGUUGGGUUUGAGGUGAAUGCCGCAAUGACCAAAGACCCAGGAACCGGCGGACCACCAUGUUGGGACGGGGGGUAAGGAGCGCCUGCAAUCAAGAGGGGGGUGCAGGUAAGGUGGAUAACGAGGAAGUCCUGAGGUGAUUUGAGCCUUGAGGGAGGCUUGUGUGGCCGCUUUCUGGCAAGCAGGCCCUUUCUGCAUCUACAGUAUGGUGAAUGUGCCAUGCGUCUGUUUCUACUGCUCUAUACGACAGUCGCUCGACUGCCUGGACAAGUUAUUAUGCCCUAUCAUUUCCGUUUGUAUUAAACGUACUGAGCCGUUCAUGUGUACAUAGGGUACACUGGGGCAAGGAUGCCGUACAGUGUUGCCGUACGUUGCGGCUGACCAGGAAUCUAGCAUAGGCGUACGCCAAGCUCUUUUCAUAGUUUAAUUUUCCCUCACUCAAGGUAGUGCGUAGGCUUCUUCGAAUUUUCCGCAAUGGUUAGCUGUGCAUUUCGGGUUGCGGAAUGCAUGCGUGCUAGAUGCUUGCAGCGUACCGGUUCUAACUACAAAGUCUUCAUGCGUGUAAACCAUGACGUUUGGGGCCGUAAUAAGAUAGUGUGGUUUUGCGGGCUUUGGAUUAAUGCUGAAGGCUGGAUAAUCUGGGAGAAUGUACGGCAGCCAUACUUGAAGAUAGUGUUGUCAUGCCCUUCCUCUUGCAAAGUGCAUGUGUAACCAAUUGACGCCAUUCAA
Messenger RNA from Astrephomene gubernaculifera, 1841 nucleotides. Lineage: Eukaryota; Viridiplantae; Chlorophyta; Chlorophyceae; Chlamydomonadales; Astrephomenaceae. The record is from the annotation of a GenBank genome assembly.